Myotis brandtii (Brandt's bat) is the source of this 2462-nucleotide messenger RNA. Its product is annotated as zinc finger protein 260-like. The transcript is spliced from 3 exons. The record is from RefSeq and is a predicted model, not a curated record. Gene Ontology annotation, biological process: regulation of DNA-templated transcription. The coding region runs from base 10 to 2025 and encodes 671 amino acids. NCBI's taxonomy places the organism in Eukaryota, Metazoa, Chordata, Mammalia, Chiroptera, Vespertilionidae.
CCUCAGGAGAUGAACUUUGAGGACGUGGCCAUCGCCUUCUCUGAGGAGGAGUGGGGGCUCCUUGAUGCGGCUCAGAGACUUCUGUACUGCGAGGAGAUGCUGGAAAUCUUUGCACUUGUAGCCUCCGUGGGUUGUUGCCAUAAAACAGAUGACGAGGAGGCCUGUUCUGAGCAGAGUGUGUCUGUAGAAGGAGAGUCACAGGUCAGGGAGUCUGAGACAGCUCCAGCCGCUGAGAAAACACAUUCCUGUGAGCGUUGUGUCUUGGUCUUGAAAGAUAUUCUGCACCUGACUGAGGGCCAAGCAGCCUACCUUGAGCAGCGAGCCUUCUUCAGUGACACAUACGUGAGAGGCUUCUGUCUCCCUGCACACGUUCACCAGCAGCAGAGGGAAGCCCGGGGAGAGAAGGCCGGGAAAGGGCUCAGGGCCUCGUUUAGGACCUGGUCCACCUCCGUAUCCAUGACGCCUUUCCCCUGUAGGGAGGUCGGGAAGGACCUUCCAGCCAUUUCAGGCGGUUGCCAGCAUCAGGCUUCUCCUAACAGUGCAGAGCCACCCAGUGGCGGUGAGAGUGGGCGGGGCGCUCUCAGUGGGAAAAGUCACCACGAGUCGGGUGGAUGUGAAAAAGCCGCCCGCCACAGCCAGAAACUUGUUCGGCGUCAGAGUGUCUGCUCUGGAGAAGGGCUUGGUGACUGUAGCAAAUGUGGGACAGGUGUUAGACAAACGUCAAGCCCCAUUCAACAUAGGAGAGUUCACACUCAAGAAUGGCCUCGUGAGUGUAGUGAUUGUGGGAAGUCCUUCAGCCAAACCUCUGGACUCAUUCAACACCACCGAAUUCACACUGGAGAAAAGCCCUAUGGGUGUAGUGACGGUGGGAAGUCCUUUAGCCGAAGGUCUUUACUUAAACACCAGAGAGUUCACCUGGGAGAAAAGCCAUUUGAGUGUAGUUAUUGUGGAAAGUCCUUCAGACACAGAUCUAAACUCAUUGACCACCACAGAGGUCACACUGGUGAAAGGCCUUAUGAGUGUAGUAAGUGUGGGAAAUCUUUUAAGCGCAAAGAUCACCUCCUUAAACACGAGAGAUUUCACACCGGAGAAAAGCCUUAUAAGUGCAGUGAAUGUGGGAAAAGCUUUAGACGAAACUAUAACCUCCGUCAACAUAGGAAAGUUCACACUGGAGAAAAGCUAUAUGAGUGUCGUGACUGUGGGAAGUCUUUCAUCCAGAGCUCUAGCCUCACUGAACACCAGAGAUGUCACACUGGAGAAAAGCCAUAUGAGUGCAGUGUGUGUGGGAAAUGCUUUGGACAACGCUGGAGUCUUAUUCAACACCGUCAAGUUCAUUCAGGAAAAAAUCCUUUUGAGUGUAGUGCAUGUGGGAAGUCUUUUAACCGCAAAUCCCAACUUAUCAGACACAAGACUGUUCACACUGGAGAAAAGCCAUAUGCAUGUUGUGUCCGUGGAGAUUCUUUUAGCCUAAGUUCUGCCCUCAUUCAAAGCCAGAAAGUUCACACUGGAGAAAAGCCAUAUGAGUGUAGUGAUUGUGGAAAGUCCUUCACUUGUAGCUCUAAGCUCACUGAGCACCACAGAGGUCACACGGGUGAAAGGCCUUACGAGUGCAGGAAAUGUGGGCAAUCUUUUAGGCGCAAAGAUUACCUCCUGAACCAUGAGAGAGUUCACUCUGGAGAAAAGCCUUACGAAUGUAGUGAAUGUGGGAAAACCUUUGGAAGAAAGUAUAACCUCUUCCAACAUAGGAAAGUUCACACAGGAGAAAAGCCAUAUGGCUGCAGUGACUGCGGGAAGUCAUUCAGCCUAAAAGGUAGCCUCACUGAACACCAGAGGUGUCACACUGGAGAAAAGCCAUAUGAGUGCAGUGUGUGCGGGAAAUGCUUUAGACAGCGCAGCAGUCUUAGUCAACACCUUCGUGUUCAUUCUGGAAAAAAUCCUUUGGAGUGUAGUGAAUGUGGGAAAUCUUUUAACCUGAAAUCUCAACUUAUUAGACACAAGCGUGUUCACACUUUAGAAAAAUUGUAGGAGUGUAAUGAAUAUGGAAAAUCCUUAAGCCAAAAUUCUGCCCUCAUUCAACAGCAGAGAGUAUACAGUGGAGAAAAGCCACUACAUAUGAGUGUAGUUAUUGUGGGAAGUCCUUAAACCAAAGAUCUGCACUCACUCAACAGGUCACACUGGAGAAAAGCUGAAUUAGUGUAGUGAUUGUUGGAAGGCUCUCAGAGCUCUAAGCUAAGUGAACCCCACAGUGGCUACACUGGAGAAAGGCCUUAUGAAUGUAGUGAAUCCAAAGUUUUUUAGACAAAGUUCUAGUCUUUUCCAACACCACAGAGUUCACAGUAGAUAAAAGCCUUAUGAGUGAAGUGAAUGGGGGAACCAUUUUGGACAAUUAUUUUUGGUUAAUCCUCACCCAAGGAUAUUUUUUCCAUUGCUUUUCAGAGAGGGUGGAAGGCGAGGAGGGAGGG